Messenger RNA from Enterobius vermicularis (human pinworm), 879 nucleotides. The record is from the annotation of a GenBank genome assembly. NCBI's taxonomy places the organism in Eukaryota, Metazoa, Nematoda, Chromadorea, Rhabditida, Oxyuridae.
UACUGCCACCGGUUUCCUCGCCCUGGUGAAUCAGUUCGAGGUAUCUCGUUUGAAGCAGGAUGUGGUGGAAAAGGUGCUAAUCAAGCAGCACAAAUUGCACGACUUGGCGGAAGGGUUGUUAUGGUUGGACGGGUCGGAAAUGAUAUAUUUGGCCCGUUGAAUAUUGAGAAUUUGAAUAAAAGUGGUGUAAUAACAAAUUUUAUUGACCAAAGUGAAACUGUUGGUACGGCAACCGCUACAAUAACCGUUAGCGAUGAAGGUGAAAAUUUAGUGGUGGUUACGUUGGGAGCAAAUUUAGAAACUCCACCGUCACGCGCUGAUGAAUUGGAGCAUGUUAUUGCUAAUUCUAAAAUGAUUCUAUGUCAAUAUGAAAUCGAACAUGCAACAAUCAAACGUGCAUUUGAAGUAGCUAAACGAAAUAAUGUAAAAACAUUCUUCAACUUUGCACCGGAUAAAGAUGAUUUCGAUUUCGAAAUUCUUCAGCUUGUUGAUGUUCUUUGUACAAAUGAGAAAGAGACUGAAUUUUUGUCUCGGAUGACCAUAAACAGCGUAGACGAUGCAGUAAGUGCGGCACGAUCUAUGCUUAGAUUUGGACCAACAGCUGUAAUUGCAACGUUGGGAGCCCGAGGAGCUGUUGUGGUUACUAGAUCUGGCCUAUGUGUGCAUAUAAGUGUACCGCCAGUUAAGGCAGUUGAUAGCACGGGGGCUGGAGACUCGUUCUGUGGCUCACUAGCUUAUUUGAUGACGUCAAAACCAAGACUAUCUUUGGAGGAGCAAGUUAGGAGGGCUGCACUUAUUGCAUCAAUAAGUGUGCAACGCAAAGGAACUCAGUCAUCUUAUCCAUGGGCACAUGAUUUACCCGAAGACUUCUUGAACUAA